AUGCCGCGCCCGGCGGGAAGGCACCGGCGGGCCGCCGCUUCCGCUUCCGGGCCGGCAUUUUCCCCGCGGCCCGGGCGGGAAAUGGCGGCGCCGCCGGGCGCGGGCCCGGGGGAGGCGGGCUCGGCGCGGCGGGACCCGCGGGUGCGCUGCUGCUCGCGGCGCGGGCUGGGCGCCGUGCUGGAGCUGUGCGCGCCCUUCGUGCGGGCCCUGGCGCACGGACAGCCCGGCGGGGCCGCCGCCGAGGCCGACGCGCUGUGGAACUUCGAGACAGCGGUGCGGGAGAACGUCACCAUCAACGGGCAGGCCUGGGAGGAGGCCUCGGAGGAGUCCCAGCUGCAGAGCGUUUCCAAUAUUAAAAUUCUGGAGGAUCAAUUUGAUGAAUUAAUAGUAGAGACAGCAACUAGGCGUAAACAGUGGCCUAAAAAGAUCCUGGUGCAUGCUAUCCAAGCCAUGAAAGCAGAGCAAGAGAUGUUGAAGCUUUACCAGCCUGUGGUAAAACCAGCAGAGAUAAAACCUCAGCCUUCGCAAGAUGCUUACAUUGCAGAUCUGAAACAGGCAGCAGAAGUGGCAGCCAAACAGAUCAGCGAAGCAAUGCAGUCUAUUCCAGCACUCAUAGAAAAAGCAGAAGGUUUUUCCCAAGCAUUAACUUUGCAACCAACCUUGGAACUCUGCAAGCUGCGGCAAGAAGUCUUUUCUGGUUGCAAGGCGAAGGAGGAAAAUAAUGUCCAAACUUUAGUACCACCAGGAGAGAUCACACCAACAGGAACUGUUUGCAGUAAAAGUCCCUAUGUUUUGCUGAAAAGAAGAAAAGCUACAGAUUCCCCCGAGAGAAAGCGCUACCCACUGCGGCGGAGGAAGAUCACUCUCAGUACAUGAAUUUCUCCUUUUGUGUUUUCACGUCGGAAUCUCAGCUGUACUUUUGUUCCAUGUGUUCCAUCUUUUUUCUUAGAACUCAUCUCCCCUCAGUACUAUACAUGGGAGCUUCUUUAAUUAGGCUUUGACCUCUUGAAUAUUUCUGCUUUUGCUGUCAUGCUGAUGGUAUAUGAAAGCCUAUGUGUACCAGUAGCAUCCAAUAUCCAGCAAGCAUAUUUGCCAUUUAAUUCAUUUUUGGCUCUUAUAUUGCUGUUUUUAGCUUGAGUCCUUCUGCUUCUCAGAGUUCAUGUGCAUGCUUUAUGUAUGUGGGCAGUCUUUUAGGAAACCAUUAACUGCUCAUUUACAUUCAGCAUGUCGCUAAAGAGGUUGGAGAAUGUCUAGUUCUUUUAAUGCACUUUCAUUAAUUACUGAGGCAGGUGGCUUUUAUUUUAAUUAAUUAAUUGACACUGCAGCAUAUUGAAAUCACCAGAUUUGAUGCAAUGAGUUUUAAGGAAGUUCAUGUACAUAUGUGACAUUAGUCCCUGCUCUUCUACCUUUCCUGAAUGUAGGUCAUCUAGGCUUAUUUAUAGUCAUGUUUGUUGAAACUUGGAAUUUUAAUAAUUGUAUGCAUUUACUUGCAGUGUGCUCUUAGGAACAGGAAUUCAACCAUCAAUAUCUUAGGGUCUGAUAUUUCAUUUCACGUAAUCCAAUUAUGCAGCCUGGGGUUUUCCUGGACAGUAUUUCUACCCAUGAAAGGAUCUUGACUUGGGUUGUGUUUGCAUUUGUGUUGACUAAACUUUAAAGAUCAGUACAGGCUACCAGUAAAUGGUAUUCACUUGAGCUAGCUUACUUUUGUUUUCUUUACUCAUUAGUACCUAGAAGAUUGCAAAUGAGUACUAAAUUGAGCAUUGUGCCUUAACCAUUUAUAACUUUCUCUAGUUUAUGGUUGCAUGUGCCUGCAGUAAAUACUCCUGUCUAGUAUAUAACAUAUUUCUUACACCGUAAAUGGAGAGGGUUUUAGAAGCUUUAUUAAUGACAUGUUUGGUGCUAAGAAGACAGGUCCAACCUAAUGUCUAAGAGACUGAGUAUUCUCAAGAAAACAGAUUUUAGCAUCAUUUAUUUUGCAUAAGUGAGCAUCUGUACUGAGACUUUGUAUAUGUAAUCAUAUGUAAAUAUUUUUCCUGUCCUUGUAUAUACAAAUGUGUGUUUUUAUAUGAAGUAAAUUAAAUCAAUUAAGGAAGAUCAAAGCUUCAGA
Messenger RNA from Oenanthe melanoleuca, 2107 nucleotides. RefSeq names its product NSL1 component of MIS12 kinetochore complex (gene NSL1). The record is from RefSeq and is a predicted model, not a curated record. Gene Ontology annotation, biological process: mitotic sister chromatid segregation. Gene Ontology annotation, cellular component: MIS12/MIND type complex; kinetochore. The transcript has 6 exons. Lineage: Eukaryota; Metazoa; Chordata; Aves; Passeriformes; Muscicapidae. The coding region runs from base 1 to 876 and encodes 291 amino acids.